This is a messenger RNA of Rhizoctonia solani, 2232 nucleotides long. Its product is annotated as NYN domain protein. NCBI's taxonomy places the organism in Eukaryota, Fungi, Basidiomycota, Agaricomycetes, Cantharellales, Ceratobasidiaceae. The coding region runs from base 1 to 2232 and encodes 743 amino acids. The record is from RefSeq and is a predicted model, not a curated record. The transcript has 6 exons.
AUGUCUGCCUGCGUCGGAAUAUUCUUGGACUAUAAUUCUUGCCCCAACAAGGAUAUUCAAGACCUAUCUGGCGUCCUUCGAUCGCUUCGUACAUACUGCGCUCAGCAUGGAAGCGUUACCUUAUUCAAGGCCUAUCUUCGACUACUAGGAAAGGCCUAUUAUUCAGAUCGCCCAGGAUGCCCCCGUGCUGAAAUGGAUGAAGCUGGUGUCAUCACCGUCGAGAACCCAAUGGGCCACCUAGGGGUGCUCGCCACGGACGUCUUCUGCUUUUUGCUCGACCACCGUGGCUCUCCGGACUCGAAAACUGUCGUUCUUGUCUCGGGAAACCCUCAUAUAGCGUAUUUGGUAACUGCUCUUCGGGCUAGACAUGUCAAAGUGGGUCUUGUAGCCUCUUUGAGCGAUUUGGACAAAAUUCUGUCCCAAGCAAGUUGGACCAAGUCUUGGGAGAGUUUUUUGACCUCAACAGAUCCUUUGAAUAUCGCGAAAGGCGUUGACGAUUGUUUGCUUCCAUCCGCUGCAACUGAAGAAUCCAAUAGCAGUGUCAAGUCUACCAGCGACCAUAGCUUGGUAGAUGUACCUCCGGCCCAAGCCCCGAGUACGGGGAUCCAAUAUUCGACUCCCUCCGCCGUUCAGACUAAACCAGAAACUUGUACAUCUUCCGAAGAGUUGCCCGCCCCCUUGCUACCUAACUUCGAAUACAAGGUCACCAACGAAAAGGUUCGAGAACCUCUUGAGUACCUUACGAGAAUUUUAAGAUCUUUGCAUGAUGUAUCUACUACUAGCCACAAACUUCGCAUCUCGGAAGAUGACACUCUCUACUUUGAGCUACUCAAAGAUCCAGAGGCAUUCAAAAUCAAAUCCUGGCGCCGAGAACUGAAGAAUCUGUAUUUCUGUCAAGAUAUUCUCAAAAACCCCCAAGUCGCAGGUAAACUAGACGCGUUAUUCACCUUGCUCGAAGAGUAUGACAAAAUGUCAAAGAACUAUCUUGCAGACACGGUGUUCGAGCAGAGCACGAAAUCGAUCCAAUCUCAAGCCGGCGCGAAUCGCAUGGCGCCAUUUGGACCUCAGCAUCAGCCUGGAGGAGGACCUAGCGGGGGCAUGCCUGGCGGAAUGGGGGGAAUGAACAUGGGCAUGAACAUGCCGUCCAUGGGCGGCGCUCCCGGUGGGAUGAACCCUGCUAUGGGUGUCCCUGGCGGCAUGAACCCCGGCAUGAACGUCGGCGGCCCCAAUAUGGGAGGCAUGGGUGGUCCCCCAAACACUAUGAAUAUGGGUGUCAACGGCCCCGCCGUCGGCAUCGGCGCCAACGGACAGAGACCCGGGAUCCCGCGCAAGAUGGGAGUUAACCAAAUGCCCAUGGGCGGUGUACGACACGGGAUGCCGCAACGAAUGAACGUAGGCAUGCAGAACGGAAUGGCGUCCGCCAUGCCCGGCCAGUCCGCCAUGGGAGGAAUGAACACCCUGUUGUCCGGCGCACCCAACCUCGCCGGCGCACAAGGGGGGAUGGGCAACAUGGGCCCAGGAGCAGGCGGCCCGAAUGGUCCCGGAGGCGCGGGUGGCAUGGGAAGGAUGAUCCCAUCGAUGGGUGGCGCAAACGGCGGCAUGUCGCUCGGUGCUCAGCCCGGUAACAUGCCUGGCCCCAACAUGGGCCCCGGCCCCGGCCCCGGUCCCGGCAUGGCUGCAUCUGGCGCAAUGUCUGGUAUGAACGGAUGGACAGGCAAUACCCCGACGGCAUGGUCAAGCGCACCAACACCGGCCAACUCGACGACUUUAAUUCCAUCCCCCUCCCAGCACCCUCCACUCGGCCCUCAGCCACAGCAUCCACACGGUGUCGGGGGGUCCCAGAUUGGGGGUCCUGCCCAGCACGGUGUUGGAGGGUCGGCCCAAAUGGCUCAUUCGCUCGUACCCCAGAUGGGUCAACAAGCGCCGCCUUCAUCCCAACCAUCUGCGGGGUCUCCUGUGAACAAUCUCCCGGCCCAUCACCCGGCGCAACUCGCCGGCCAGAUGGGUGGAGGCAUUCCCGGACCAGGCGGUUCUAUGUCUGGCGCCACCAUGGGCCAACCAGGCGGCACUCCACGCAUGGCUACACCCGUACACCCAGGAGGACCAGGAGGGCCGUUGAUGUCCAACCCUCCAGCUCCAUCGCCACACCGCAUGGGCGGCUCGCCUGCGCACCACCAAGGACAUCCUCACCAGCCACACAUUGUCGGAUCCCCUGCGCACCAAACCAGAUGA